CAGCAGCCACAUUUGACCCAGUGGUUGCAUCUUACACAAUUUCUACUAUGAAGACUCUGGUAAAAAAAUAUCAAAGAGUCAAACAUAGUAUAACAUAAAAUAAUCGAUUAUUCUCUUCCCUUUUUUUGGUGUGUGGUUACGCCAUGUCAUAUCCAAAUUGCAGCAAGAGAAGCAAACAUGGUGAGAAUGAAAAGGAAGAAGAAGUUGCAGUUUCAAUCAUUUCAAAGAAACCAGUCAUUCAAGUUGCAGCCAUAUGCGGUUCUCUCCGCAAAGCUUCUUAUAACAGAGGCCUCAUUCGUUCAGCGAUAGAAUUAAGUAAGGAGCAAAUUGAAGGACUCCACGUGGAAUACGUGGAGACGGCGGCGCUGCCGAUGCUAAACACCGAUCUUGAAGUGGACGGGAGGUUUCCGGCAGAAGUUGAAGAGUUCCGGCAGAAGAUUCUAGAAGCCGAUUGCUGUCUCUUUGCUUCCCCUGAUUACAACUACUCUGUCACUCCAAUUGUGAAGAAUGCACUAGACUGGGGAUCAAGACCACCAAAUGUAUGGGCAGGAAAAGCGGCGGCCGCCGUAAGCGCCGUGGGUGGCGGGAGAAGAGCGCAGUACCAUCUCCGGCAAAUCGGAGUGGUCCUUGAUCUCCAUUUCAUCAACAAACCGGAGUUCUACAUGAAUGCUCACCGGCCACCGGGGAAGUUCAACGUCGACGGCGACUUAGUUGAUUCCGAUACGAAGGAGGAUCUUAAGGAAAUUCUUUUGUCCUUGCAAGCUUUUACGAUGAGACUUCAAGGCAAGUGUUAAUAACUUGCUAUAAGGGUAACAACACAAACAAGCAUAAAUAAAAAGGGUGGAGAAAACAACACUAUGUUCAUCAAUUAAAUUCCACUCAUCAUUAAACUUGUAAUUUUUUUUUUCGUCCUCCUUAGCUUGGUGCAAACUUCAACUACCAAGGAUAAUGCAUUCAAUUAUAUUCGAGAUUCUAAAAAUUGUAUUAUUUUUGA
Arachis ipaensis is the source of this 994-nucleotide messenger RNA. NCBI's taxonomy places the organism in Eukaryota, Viridiplantae, Streptophyta, Magnoliopsida, Fabales, Fabaceae. The record is from RefSeq and is a predicted model, not a curated record.